This is a messenger RNA of Huiozyma naganishii CBS 8797, 414 nucleotides long. It is a transcript of the gene FPR2, whose product is annotated as peptidylprolyl isomerase family protein FPR2. Gene Ontology annotation, molecular function: peptidyl-prolyl cis-trans isomerase activity. Gene Ontology annotation, biological process: protein peptidyl-prolyl isomerization. The transcript has a single exon. Lineage: Eukaryota; Fungi; Ascomycota; Saccharomycetes; Saccharomycetales; Saccharomycetaceae. The record is from RefSeq and is a predicted model, not a curated record. Bases 1 to 414 code for a protein of 137 amino acids.
AUGCGUCUUUCUGCGGUUCUUUUGCCCGCGGUUAUUGGUAGAGCCUUUGUUCAGGCCCUAGAUGACGUGGAGACUACUGUAUUGAGUGGAAUUCCGGAGGCUCAGUGCCCUACCAAGGCUGCCAUUGGCGACCUGGUCACCGUUGAGUACGUUGGAAAAUUGCUGGCGGAUAAUUCUACGUUUGACGCUACGAAGGAAUCUGAUGGUCCCUUCAAAUUUGUUAUCGGCAGUAGUCAUAUUAUUCCUGGUAUGGAAAAAGGUAUAGUUGGGAUGUGUAUUGGUGAGAAGCGCAGCAUGAAAAUUCCAAGUAGUAUGGCAUAUGGUGAAAGAGGAUUUUUCUCAGUCAUCCCUCCAAAUGCUGAUCUGAUUUUUGAUGUUAGAUUGAUCGAUGCUGUCUCCUCCAAGACAGACUGA